AUGCAUCCAAAGUUGGCAGAGGAGAAAGAGGGCAAAGGGACAGUGACUGACAUAAACAGCGAGUCAGAGGGAUUCUGGGUGGGUGCCUCUGAUGGGACUUUGGAUAAUGCGUCCAACAUCAGUAAGCCAGUGAUGAUAAUCACAGAGUACAUGGAAAACGGAUCGCUGGAUGCAUUCCUGAGGAAGAACGACGGCCGCUUCACAGUCAUCCAGCUGGUCGGUAUUCUGCGUGGCAUCGCGUCGGGUAUGAAGUACCUGUCAGACAUGAGCUACGUUCACCGUGACCUCGCGGCUCGCAACAUCCUGGUCAACAGCAACCUGGUGUGCAAGGUGUCCGAUUUUGGCAUGUCCCGAGUGCUGGAGGACGACCCUGAGGCUGCAUACACCACGAGGGGAGGGAAGAUCCCCAUCCGUUGGACGGCCCCAGAGGCUAUCGCUUACAGGAAGUUCACCUCGGCCAGCGACGUGUGGAGCUACGGCAUCGUCAUGUGGGAGGUGAUGUCAUACGGCGAGCGACCAUACUGGGACAUGAGUAACCAAGACGUCAUCAAGGCUAUCGAUGAGGGCUAUCGGCUGCCCCCGCCCAUGGACUGCCCUGUGGCACUCCACCAGCUCAUGUUGGACUGCUGGCAGAGGGAGAGAGCCGACCGGCCAAAGUUUGGACAGAUCGUCAACAUGCUGGACAAGCUGAUCCGUAACCCCAACACUCUGAAGAGGACCGGGGGAGAGACCGCAGUCAGGCCCAAAACCACCCUGUUGGAGCCCGGGAGCCCUGAGGCGUCCUCGGCCGUGGGAACAGUGGAGGACUGGCUGCAGGCCAUCGGCAUGGAGCGAUACAUCGACAACUUCACUGCUGCCGGCUACACCACUCCAGAGGCUGUGGUCCACAUGACAGAAGAGGACAUGGCUCGCAUUGGUAUCUCCUUGGCAGCUCACCAGAAUAAGAUCCUGACCAGUGUCCAGGGAAUGCUGUCCCAAAUGCAACAGAUGCAAGGCAGAAUGGUUCCUGUCUGACAGAUUCAAGCUGAGAAAAAAAGGGAAAAGGAAGCAAAGCGACUUCGUUUCUUAUGAAAAAAAUAUAUAAAUAAAUAACAAAAAAGAAGAAAUAUAAAAAAAGAGACAAAUAAACUAUGAAGAAAUAGUUUACCUCAUCCAUGCACUUUAAAUUGGAUCUAAAAGAAAAGAAGACAUUGAUGAAGAUGGAAAAAAGUGGUGAAAAUGGCACUUUUUUUUUUUUAAAUCAGACCUUUACCAUGCCCAUUUUUUUGUUUUUUUGGAGAACGGGCACUUCUGUCUGCAGCAUUUAUGGAUAGAUGAAGGGAUGGCGGCUGGAAAAGUGCUUCCGAGAGGCCAAUCUGGAGUGCCUUUAAUGGUCUGGAAGGAAAGGAAGACGGGGAACCAUACCUUUCUUCCUCGUCUCGGGCAGAGUGUUGUUUCUGGAACUUUCUUUCUGGAAUAAUCCGCAGAGCAGAUUUUUUUGAUUUCCUGUGACUGUGUUUAUUGUACAUGAAUAGAUUCUGUGGGACUCGCCGGCUGCCCCAGCCACCAUUGUUCUCUCUCUCAGCUGGAUCUGUUUGGUAUCUCACAGACAAAAUGGAGGAUCCUAACCCGUCAGAUAUAAACAGAAAAUCUCUGAGAGGUUGAGGGUUGGAUUCCGAGGGGAGAUGGCUUUGCAGGGAGGGCUUCUUGUUGCUUUUUUGCUCUGUUCUGGUCUUGUUUUUCUCCCAGAACACCGUGUUUUGUUGCCCUCAGGACGUUGCUGAGAAUGUGUUUGAUCUUCCAGAGGAACCUUCCCACUCCCCUGUCUUCCCAAAACUGCUCUCCCACACCUCACGUAAACAUUCAAUUUGGAUUCUUCCAUCCCUCUCCGCAUCUGGAUCAGAGCACCCGCCCCAGCGCUGCCACCGGGACCCAUCGCUUCAUCGCUACUUUUGAUAGACGGCCGUCUGGACCAGUUGAAUUGCCGUCGUGAAUUGGAACGCGAGAGUGAAGGAUUUAUUGGCGGAAUUUACUCGGACAAAAGGAUACAACAGAGGCAAUAUGGAUACAGAGUCGAUCAGAGUCAUCAGCAUUAUCAUCGCCAGGAAAAAGGCACUCACCUUUAAUCCAUCCAUCAUCAAGCUGCUGCCGUCCAUCUUAAACAGGAUCCCGGCCUCGCCACAACCAGAAUUCUUCCUCCUCUUCCUCUUUGUCUUCCUCCUCCUGCUAACCUCCCCUCCUCCUCUCCUCGGAGCCCCCUCCAACACAGAGAUGACAAAUCCAUCCCCGAGCGUGAGGGACGUCCUCCGUCACAACACGUCAACUUGACAAACUAGCCACCGUCUGCUUGUGGCCAUCCAGCGAUGUACUGGAAUUACUAUGAAUGAUUUAACAGCAUAAAAAGAGACAAUACGAAGAAUGUAAUAUAAUAGAGAAGCCCUGCUCCAGCGGAUAAUGUGCUUUUAUUUUGAAGGUCUCAUUUUAUUUUGUGAAAUUUUGUUUGUUUUUUUAUUGCUUAGUUCAGUUUGCAUGUAAAGUAACAAGUGCUUCAUUUGAGUGUGCGGCUGUGAUGGCGUGUGUGCAUGGAUGUGUGUAUGAGUGAGUGUGUGUGUGUGUGUGUGUGUGUGUUCAUGAUUGAAAACAUAUUUGAAGUAUCAGUAACUGUGUUUUCAUGCCACUGUGGAGAAGGAAGAGAUAACGAGUUGUAUUGUUUUCAUAUAAAACAACUUUUUUGCUCCCGACGUGCAAAACUCUACUCGACAGCGUUUUAUUAAACAGCUUUCUGGAAUGCAACCAAUUUCUGCUUUUGGCAGUGAAGGUGGCUCCGAGCAGACACUCAACAAACGUAGACUGGAGUUUGGACUCCGAGAUAAGUCAAAGCGGACAAGUAGGAGCUUCUCUGUUGAAGUGGGAGCAGUUGUACACAACAAUGGAUCAGAGAAGUGAGGAAAAAGUGUUUAAGAAGGGAAAACAGUUUUUUUUAUUUUUCCACACAUCAUAACGCUACAGGUUUAACCCAAUGGACUACCGGUAUAUUCAUUUUUUUCCCUUUAUCUCGUCAAAGUAUACUUAUGUGAAUGUUUCUGAACUCGUAAGUGACAAUUCAUUUAAUUCAGAAAACACCUCCGCCCUUAAUACAGCUCAACUGCUCUUUCCUGUUUUGGCAACAUGUUUUUUUUUUCUUUUGGGUUUUAUCUAUCGUAAAAAGGACCUGUUUGGAAAUAUGCAAGACAUGUUGGGAAGGAGAAGGAAACCAGAAUGUACUGUAAAAUACUUUGUUCCUCUACUUAAAUGUCGGAAGAUUUGAAAAAACAAAUGAGAAAAAAAACAAAACAAAUGCCAGUUAUUGUUUGUCAUUGUACGCCUUCCGACGCCAUAUGAUUCAGCCAUGUAGAUCUAACAUUCUCUCAAUCGUUUUUGUACUUUUAUUUUGACAUGAUCAUCAUUUUUUUGGCUUUGUUCUUGUUUGUUUUAUUUUGUUUCUGUCAAGGAGCUCUAGGUACAUGUAACUUAUGUCAUUUAUUUAUGUCCUUUUAUAUCUAGUUUGUAAAAUAAUAGCCUAAAGUGAAGAAAAUAAAAGGGGUGCCAAAGUGCAUUCUUAUUAAAGUAGAAACCA
Messenger RNA from Paralichthys olivaceus (Japanese flounder), 3595 nucleotides. Lineage: Eukaryota; Metazoa; Chordata; Actinopteri; Pleuronectiformes; Paralichthyidae. The record is from RefSeq and is a predicted model, not a curated record.